AUGUCGUCCGAUCAAGCUGAUGCCGCCAAGGCGGCCGAAGGUGCUACUGAGCAAAGCCUUCCUUCUCGCCCUGCCAAGCAGCCCAAGGAUAAGCAACCCAAGGACAAGCCUGCCAAGGGUGGAAAGUCUUCUGGCCUCGAGAUGGCCGAGCCUCCGCAAUUCAUUCAGCACCGUCUUGAUAUUUUCGACAAGAUCAAGGCCCGCCAGGAUGCCGAAAUCGCUGCCAAACCCCGCGAAGACAUCGUUAUCUCGCUCCCCAAUGGCAAGGAGGAGAAGGGUACUUCAUGGGAGACCACUCCCGGUGCCGUUGCCAGGAACAUCUCCAAGUCCCUUUUCGAGCGCACUGUUAUCUCCCGAGUUGACGGUGAGCUGUGGGAUCUGACUCGACCUCUCGAGAAGAGCUGCAAGGUUGAGUUCCUCGACUUUGACCACACCGAAGGAAAGAAGGUAUUCUGGCACUCUUCUGCCCAUAUUCUCGGAGAGGCCGCUGAGCGACGCUUCGGAUGCUACCUUUGCAACGGUCCCCCUACUGAGGAUCCUCCUGGAUUCUACUAUGAUAUGGCGAAUAUGGGAGAGCAAUCUGUCACUGAGGAGGACAAGAAGGCUCUCGAGCAACUAUCCAACAGCAUCGUCAAGCAGAAGCAGCCCUUUGAGCGUCUCGAGAUGACCAAAGAGGAGCUUCUCGAGAUGUUUGAGUACAGCGAGUACAAGAAGUACUUCAUCCAGCAGCGAGUCCCUGAUGGCACCAAGAGUACCGUCUACCGAUGUGGUCCCCUCAUCGAUCUGUGCAGAGGUCCUCACGUUCCCACCACUGGUAACAUCAAGGCCUUUUCCGUGCUCAAGAACUCGGCAGCAUAUUGGCUUGGCGACAGCAAGAACGAGUCUGUGCAGCGUAUUGCUGGUGUAUCAUUCCCUGACAAGAAGGCUCUCGAGGAGUACAAGCACUUCCUGGCUGAGGCCGCCAAGCGCAACCACCGAAAGAUUGGUCAGGAUCAGAAGCUUUUCUUCUUCGAUGAGGCAUCUCCCGGAUCCGCAUUCUUCCUUCCCCACGGUGUUCGCAUCUACAAUGCCUUGAUGGACUUGAUCAAGGGCGAGUACCAAAAGCGAGAUUUCGAAGAAGUGAUGUCCCCUAACAUGUAUAAGGCGGAUCUUUGGAAGACCAGCGGACAUUGGGGUCAUUAUGAAGAAAACAUGUUUACUUUCGAGGUCGAGAAAGAAAAAUUUGGUCUGAAGCCCAUGAACUGCCCUGGACACUGCAAGAUUUUUGCCCAUUCAGACGUCACAUACAAAGACCUACCCUGGAGGAUGGCUGAUUUCGGCACUCUGCACCGAAACGAGUUCUCUGGUGCUCUGUCGGGUCUGACCCGAGUCCGUCGUUUCCAGCAGGACGAUGCUCACAUUUUCUGUACUGUGGACCAGAUCCGAGAGGAAAUUGAGUCUGCUUUCGACUUUUUGAGCAGCGUUUACGGAAUUUUCGGCUUCACAUUCAAGCUCAAGCUCUCCACCCGACCCGAAAAGUACGUUGGUGAUAUUGCCACCUGGGAUGCGGCCGAGAAGAAACUUGAGGAGGCCCUCGAGUCCUUUGCUGAGCAGACCGGUGCUAAGUGGGAGUUCAACCCCGGUGAUGGUGCUUUCUACGGCCCCAAGAUUGAUAUCGCCUUGUUCGAUGCCUUGAAGCGUGAGCACCAGUGCGGUACCAUGCAACUCGACUUCAACCUGCCUCGACGAUUCAAGUUGAGAUACGUCGCCAACAAGGGGGAGACUGGUGUGAGUGAUGGAAGCAACCCGGAGGAGGAUCUGCCUGCUGGAUACGCACGCCCUGUUAUGAUUCACCGAGCCGUGCUGGGCAGUUUCGAGCGCAUGUUUGGUAUUCUUACGGAGCACUUUGGUGGAAAGUGGCCGUUCUGGCUCAGCCCUCGACAGGUCUUGGUUGUGCCUGUUAUGCCUGCUGCCAACGAUUACGCCCAGGAGGUCCAGAAGAUCUUCAAGGCCAAGGGAUUGUACAGUGACGUCGAUUUAAGCAGCAACACAUUCCAGAAGAAGAUCCGCAAAGGACAAUUGGAGCAGUUCAACUUCAUUUUUGUCGUUGGUGCUGAGGAGAAGGAGAGUCGCACUUUGAACAUUCGCAACAGAGAUGACCAAAGCACUCAAGCGAAGGGCGAAUUGGUUGCCAUUGACGAGGCUCUUGAGAAGUUGCUGCAGCUCAAGGACACUCGGGGCCUUGUGAACAAGCUGUAA
This is a messenger RNA of Fusarium pseudograminearum CS3096, 2238 nucleotides long. RefSeq lists its product as uncharacterized. Gene Ontology annotation, molecular function: threonine-tRNA ligase activity; ATP binding. Gene Ontology annotation, biological process: threonyl-tRNA aminoacylation. NCBI's taxonomy places the organism in Eukaryota, Fungi, Ascomycota, Sordariomycetes, Hypocreales, Nectriaceae. Bases 1 to 2238 code for a protein of 745 amino acids. The record is from RefSeq and is a predicted model, not a curated record. Gene Ontology annotation, cellular component: cytoplasm. The transcript is spliced from 8 exons.